Molecule: messenger RNA, 2025 nt
Organism: Spea bombifrons (plains spadefoot toad)
Lineage: Eukaryota; Metazoa; Chordata; Amphibia; Anura; Pelobatidae
Gene: FBLN5
Product: fibulin 5
Exons: 11
Coding region: 34-1485 (483 amino acids)
Molecular function (GO): calcium ion binding
Source: RefSeq, a predicted model, not a curated record
UUCAUUUUUUGCAUUCCUGCUGCAAUUGGUUUAAUGCGGAGUUACGGACGGGGAGUUAAACCCAAGCAGUUGCCCCCUCAGUCCCGAGUCCAGGCUGUGAGCGAGCGGACGCAUCCCACCCCGGGUCACAUCGCUUCACUCCACACUUUGCUGCAGGGCAGGAACAUGCUCCCACUACGAAUCCUGGCGCUGCUCUCCCUCAGCCUGCACCUUCCACAUUUCGGCUCCGCUCAGCAGCAGUGUAACAACGGCUUUGAAAUGGACCGCUCCACCGGGCAGUGCUUAGACGUGGAUGAGUGCCGCACCAUCGCCGACCCCUGCCGGGGGGAUAUGAUGUGCGUCAACCAGAACGGGGGCUACCUCUGCAUCCCCAGGACCAACAGCAUGUUCCGAACGACAUACCGCAACACCUUCCUGCCCGCCGUGGCGCCACUUCCUGCGCCCAACUUCCCUUCGCCGUCCCGGCCUCUUAUCUGUCGCUUCGGGUAUCAGUUAGAUGAGAACAGUCAGUGCGCCGAUGUCGAUGAAUGCGCCAGCGAAACCCACCAUUGCAACCCCACCCAGAUCUGUAUAAACACGGAGGGGGGCUACACGUGUUCCUGCACCGAGGGCUACUGGCUGCUGGAAGGGCAGUGUUUAGACAUCGACGAGUGCCGCUUCGGGUACUGCCAGCAGCUGUGCGCCAACGUCCCGGGCUCCUAUUCCUGCACGUGCAACCCGGGCUUCAUCCUGAACGAAGACGGGAGGUCCUGCCAAGAUGUGGACGAGUGCGUCACGGAAAACCCCUGCGUGCAGAGCUGCCUCAACACCUACGGCUCCUACCUGUGCCGCUGCGAACCCGGCUACGAGCUGGAGGAGGACGGGGUUAACUGCAGCGAUAUGGAUGAGUGCAGCGUGUCGGAAUUCCUGUGUCAGCACGAGUGCGUCAACCAGCCGGGGUCGUACUACUGCAGCUGCCCGUCGGGCUACGUGCUUCUCGAUGACAGCCGGAGCUGCCAGGAUAUCGACGAAUGCGAUACGAGGAACAACACGUGCAGCGCGCAGCAGACCUGCUUUAACAUUCCCGGCGCCUACAAAUGCAUCGACGCGGUGAGAUGCGAGGAUCCGUACAUUAAGAUCAAUGAAAACCGCUGCAUGUGUCAGGUGGAGAACCCGGCCUGCCGAGACCAGCCGUUCACCAUCGUCCACCGGCACAUGGACCUCGUCUCCAGCCGCACCGUGCCCACCGACGUCUUCCAGAUGCAGGCGACCACCCGCUACCCCGGGGCCUACUACAUCUUCCAGAUCAAGUCGGGCAACGAGGGCAGAGAGUUCUACAUGAGGCAAACGGGUCCCAUCAGCGCCACGUUGGUGAUGACGCGGCCCAUCAAGGGCCCGCGGGACAUCGUGCUGGACCUGGAGAUGGUGACGGUGAACACCGUGGUGAACUUCCGCGGCAGCUCCGUCAUCCGGCUGAGCGUCUUCGUGUCGCCGUACUCCUUCUGAGCGCGCCGGUCGCUGCGCCGGGUUCCAUUCACGACGUCGCCGUUAACUCUUUGAAAACCAGUAAGCUCCAGCCCAUGGCAAAGCCUUCUUACCACUUGGCACCUAAGUAGUUAAAUAAGAGCCGACAGAACUGUUACGCAAUCUGAACCCCUUCCAUAGCAAAGCAUAAGAAAGACUACAAUGCCCAUCAUCCCCAGCUAACACGCAAGGGUCUGGAUCACAGCGUCGCUCUUAUCAAAGGGCUGUAUAAACGGCGCUACAAAGUGACAAGCGCCCCCCUUUGUCCUGGUUGCCGGUGGCAGGUAGUCAUGGUUACCGCCCCUUUCAUUGAAAUGUCUAUUUUAUUUUUUUUGCAUUUCUUUGUUUCUUGUUAAUUCUCCGGGAUCUGCGUAUUUUCUUUUUCUGUAGCCCGUGGCGGCUGUCGCAUCGGGAAAGGAAUAUUGUAAUUUAAACGAUAUACUUCUUAAAGGUUUUGUUUAUUUUGUUAAAAACAAAAUUCAUGUUUUAAAUGUUUUUUUUUUUAUUGCUGAACUUUAUUAA